Brenthis ino (lesser marbled fritillary) is the source of this 1422-nucleotide messenger RNA. Lineage: Eukaryota; Metazoa; Arthropoda; Insecta; Lepidoptera; Nymphalidae. The record is from the annotation of a GenBank genome assembly.
AUGCAUUUUUCUAUUCCUGAUUCGCAACAAUUUCGUGAUGAUAAUGGUAUCACUUACACUGGAUAUAAUAUUUAUAUCGAUGGCUUUUUUCAUUGUACUGCUCGGUAUAAACAAUUGCUCAGCCUUCACGAACAAUUGCAAGCUCAGUACCCGCAUUUCAAGUUACCACAAUUUCCAUCUAAGAAAUUUUUCUUAACAAGCUCUCAAUUGGAAGAGAGAAGAAUUCUAUUAGAAAAAUAUAUACAAUUAGUUGGACAAAAUCCGGUGUUCUCAAAUUCUGGCAUAUUAAUUACAUUCUUAUUUUCUGCUCAACAAGAGACUCAUUCUGUAAGAGUCCAUGUAGUAGAUAUAGAAAUUUCCUUAAUGAAUGGUUACAGAAUACCACUAUCUGUAUCAUCUACAGAUUGCUCUAGUACAGUGUUAGAUAUUGCUUGUAAUUAUGUGAACUUAUCUAAAGAUUUUACAAAAUAUUUUUCCUUAUAUUUAUUUAACUGGAGCUGUGCGAAAGACGGCCAACCUUGUACGAAAAAGCUAGAGGAUUAUGAAUCUCCAUAUAUAUCUCAAAAGUAUGUGAGGCCUGAUGACAAAAUUGUACUAAGAAAAAGUUACUGGGAUCCAUGCUAUGAUUUAGAUUUAAUGAUAGACAGAGUUUCCUUAGAUUUACUAUAUUUACAACUUAUUGAAGAAAUAGACUUGGGUUGGAUAAUUGCUGACCAGCAAACAAAAGAGAUUCUAUCAUCAUGCGAAGGCAAGAAGCAAAAGCGAGAGUACAUAGAGCUUGCACGUACAUUGAGGCACUAUAGCAGUAUCCCAGCGGGUGAAGCGGUAACGGACGCUGCCAAUGUAGGCGAAAGUGGUGCCAGCGUGCGUGUUCGAGUGUCGUUAGCGUCCAAAGAACUUACCUUGACCAGUUGUGUUCAUCCCAACAACGAACAAAGAUAUAAAGUCACUAGAAUGAGAUGUUGGCGAAUAACUACUUUACAUAAUGUGGAUCGAAAUCAAACCAACGGCCAUGAUUCGCUGCUCGACGAGCCGAGCAAAAACUUUGAGCUCUCGUUUGAAUAUCUCAUUAGCAAAGAUAAUUUGGUGUGGGUGACGCUGCGGACGGAACAUGCAAUAUUUAUAAGUGUCUGUUUACAGUCAAUAGUAGAUGAGCUAAUGCGCCAGAAGAACGGCGAAGGGCCGGCGUCACCGCGCUGCAAACGCGCCAGUCUCACGUACCUGAGACGUGAUGGCUCCACACAUCUCAUAACGCCGUCAUCGUCCAGUGAUACUCUUAGUUCUAAUGGAGAUUCAUCUGGCAGUUCCAGAGAAAUCUUCUCAGUACAGAAGCUAACAGAAAAAUUUGCAUCCGUUGCAUUCAAAUCCGGCAAAGACUGUGUGGAAAACAAUGCCUUUGAAGCGAUAGGGGAUGAGGAACUG